AUGAAGCACUCUCCUAUUUUAACACUAUUAUUCUCUUUAUAUUUUCUUACUUCAUUUCUUUCUAUCCAAGCUAGACACCAUUUCCAUACAAAACACAAGCAUUACUCACAUUCUCAUAAUUCAUCAUCUGAAAUUUCACUUCCUCCUGCUCCACUACCUUCACCAACUAGUAGUGCUCCUGAAGAAGCUCCUAGUGCUAGUGCUAGUCCUAGCCCUAGCCCUGAAGUAGCAUCUGGCUUAUUGGAUGUAAGAAAAUUUGGUGCCAUUGGAGAUGGAAUAACUGAUGAUACUGAGUCAUUUAAAAUGGCAUGGGACACUGCUUGUCAAAGUGAAUUAGAUCUUAAUGUUAUAUUUGUUCCUCCUGGUUUCUCCUUCAUUGUUCAAUCUACUAUUUUCACUGGUCCUUGUAAAGGUGGUUUGGUAUUAAAGGUUGAUGGAACUAUUAUGACACCUGAUGGACCUGAAUCAUGGCUAAAAAACAACAGUAGGCGUCAAUGGUUGGUCUUUUAUAGAGUCAAUGGCAUGUCACUUGAAGGAAGUGGUACAAUUGAUGGCAGAGGACAAAAAUGGUGGGACCUCCCUUGUAAGCCUCAUAAGGGGCCUAAUGGAACAACAUUACCAGGACCUUGUGACAGCCCAGUUGCUAUAAGGUUUUUUAUGAGUUCAAAUUUGACUGUACAAGGACUUAGGAUAAAAAACAGUCCUCAAUUCCAUUUCAGAUUUGAUGGCUGCCAAAGUGUGCAUGUGGAAUCAAUUUUCAUAACAGCUCCAGCACUUAGCCCCAACACUGAUGGAAUACACAUAGAAAAUACCAAUGAUGUGAAAAUAUAUAAUUCCGUAGUUUCCAAUGGUGAUGACUGUGUUUCCAUUGGGUCUGGUUGCUAUGAUGUUGAUAUAAAAAAUAUCACAUGUGGACCAGGUCAUGGCAUUAGCAUUGGUAGUUUGGGAAACCACAACUCAAGAGCAUGUGUAUCAAACAUAACAGUGAGGGACUCAGUUAUAAGGGUAUCAGAUAAUGGGGUAAGAAUCAAGACAUGGCAAGGUGGAUCAGGAUCAGUAUCAGGAGUAACAUUCAGUAAUAUUCACAUGGAUACAGUAAAAAAUCCUAUUAUAAUUGACCAAUUUUACUGCCUCAGUAAAGAUUGCAGCAACAAAACCUCUGCAGUAUUUGUAUCAGAUAUAGUUUACACAAGCAUAAAGGGAACUUAUGAUAUAAGACACCCUCCUAUGCAUUUUGCAUGCAGUGACUCAAUCCCUUGCACCAACUUGACUCUCUCAGAUAUUGAGCUUCUUCCUUCUCAAGGAGAUAUGUUGAAUGAUCCUUUUUGUUGGAAUGCUUAUGGAAAUUCAGAGACAUUAACCAUUCCUCCAGUAUUUUGCUUGUUGGAUGGUAUUCCUCAGUCUAUUCCAGCCAAUGAUAUUGAUCAUUGCUGA
Medicago truncatula (barrel medic) is the source of this 1434-nucleotide messenger RNA. RefSeq names its product polygalacturonase At1g48100. Bases 1 to 1434 code for a protein of 477 amino acids. NCBI's taxonomy places the organism in Eukaryota, Viridiplantae, Streptophyta, Magnoliopsida, Fabales, Fabaceae. Gene Ontology annotation, biological process: carbohydrate metabolic process. Gene Ontology annotation, molecular function: polygalacturonase activity. The record is from RefSeq and is a predicted model, not a curated record. The transcript is spliced from 6 exons.